ACAGGGCUAAAUGCAAGUGAGCAACGGGGUCCGUUAAACGCGACCGGGUAGUUUGGUUAAUUAACAAGGCUGGUUUUGCAUUACGUCCAAGCGUUCUAACGGAGGGAACGUCUGCAGACGGCUGUGCACAGCUACCGUUUACACCUCCUCUUAACGCCUUGUUCCUUAAACCCUAUUGUUUCACUGACUCUUAGCACUGACUACCUCUAACAAUCUUACGUUAAUGCUCUAAUCGGAUAAUCGCCCCAUUGCUGAGGCGGGAGGGUCGCUACCGAUCCUACUAGUUAUCGCGAGUCGGUCACUUGACGUCGAGAAGGAGCUAUGCGGUCUGUGUAACGCCGGGAAGAAAUUGCUGUAUUUUGAAGCUUUGGAGUUUUUUUUCUUAAAAUGGGAUGACGAUGUAUAACAAGACGGUAAAGUGAACUUGAAAACGGAGACAAGUUGAUUGAACACCAUGGCGGACCAGCACGACUUACCCGAGGGUACACCUCUCUCUGAAAUCCCCGACGAAAUACAAGAGAAAAAGGAUCGAGUCCUCAUUGGAUGUUUGGAUGAUUUACCAGCUCUUAGUUCCAAGAUUGUUCGGAUAUUUACAAGUUCCACAUUUACUGACACCACGCUUGAACGCAAUACCUUGAUGGAGAGGGUCUACCCCAAACUAAAGGAAUACUGCAGGGAACGCCACGGAUUGGAGUUUCAGGUGGUGGACAUGAGAUGGGGUGUCCGUGACGAGGCCACAGAUGACCACAUGACCACCGAGCUGUGUAUGCAAGAAAUUGACAACUGCCAGAGACUGUCUAUGGGCCCGAGUUUCGUGGUGUUUCUGGGCCAGAAGUAUGGGUACCGCCCCCUGCCGACUCACAUUCCGGCGAGCGAAUUUCUCAUAUUGCGGGAGGUGGCAAAAAACGUGCAAAGCGAGCUGGAGUUGUUUGACACAUGGUACAAGGUGGACGAGAACUCCGUGCCUCCCGUGUAUAUACUUCAGCCAAUCAGCUCCAUCCUUACAAACUUCAACAACAAGCGACAUCCCCGACUACAGGAGCAGGAUCAGUCGACGUGGUGGGAGACGUUCGGCAAACUACAACGGAUCAUCAGGAAGGCAGCCCAGGUGCUGUUUAUCACCAAGAAGAUUGACCGGGAACAGAUGCACAACUACUUCAUGUCCGUGACUGAGCGAGAGAUCGAGCGGGGCAUCCUCAAGGCAAGAGACGUAGAAGAACACUGCCUCGCGUACGUCCGCGACAUCUCCAACAUCAACACUACUCUCCUCCGGAUCGCCGGCAAGUUCGUCGACUUUGCCUCCCGCAACGUUGACGGCGAGGCCCAGAAGUUCCUGAAGAUCCUCCGGGACGAGAAGAUCCCCAAAGUCCUCUCGGCGUCCAACAUCGCCCGCUUCGUAGUGGAGUGGAGUGGGAAGGAUGGCAUCGACAGUGAAACCCACAAGGACUACUUUGAACAGUUUAUUGAUCAUUUCCAUCAGAACAUCAUCCGACUCGUGGACAAUGCCAUGUCCAAGCAUGAGAGGCUAGCUGGAGAUGUCAUCUACACUGAAUCGUUACAGCACAUGCAUGCAUGCCGGAUGUUCUGCUCGGUGUUCCGCGGUCGGGAGGAAGUCGUGGAGCGGAUUCACCAGUACGUCGUCGGGCCGUCCAACAUGCCGCUGGUGCUGUGCGGGGAGAGUGGGUGUGGCAAGACCUCCCUCAUGGCGAAGGGGGCCAGCCAGGUAAAGAGCUGGUUCUCAGAAGACAAGUCCCCCAUUAUGAUCCUCCGGUUCCUUGGAACCACCCCCGGCAGUUCCACCAUCGUGCCCCUCCUCAGCAGCCUGUGUAACCAGGUCGCCUACCUCCUCGGGGAACCACUGGACGAAAUCCCUGAAGAGUUAGCUCCCCUUGGCCAUCACUUUAAGAAGUUGUUGUCCUUGACUCCAGAGAACAAACCUAUUGUCCUGUUCCUCGACUCGCUCGACCAGUUAUCAGGGUCUUACGGCGCCCACACGCUAACCUGGUUGCCGGCACUCCUCCCUCCUCAUGUCAAAAUCAUCGUUUCCACCCUUCCCAAUUAUUACAACCUCCUGGAUACCCUCAAGAUCAUCAUUGAGGACAAGGACAACUUUGUGCCCGUGCUGCCGCUGGGCGAGAAUCUCAGCAGCACGAUUCUGAAGGCUUGGUUGAAAACCAUCAACAGAACCGUCACCGAGAGCCAGUGGGGCAUCGUCAAUGAGGCAAUUACAAAGUGCAAUCUACCUCUGUUCGUCAAGCUUGUGUUUGAUGAAAUCUGCCGAUGGAAGAGCUACACAAGUCCAAAACUUACAAGUCUCUGUAGUUCUAUUCACGAAAGCAUCAUGAAGCUGUACGAGAAGAUUGAGAAUCAGCAUGGAAAGACCUUAGUGUCACAUGCUCUAGGGUACAUCACGGCGUCCAAGAGUGGACUCUCAGAGGCGGAACUGGAGGACAUGUUGUCCCUGGACGACAAGGUUCUCAACGACGUCUACCAGUACCACCUUCCUCCAGUACGACGCAUACCACCUCUUCUCUGGACCCGUAUCAGAGGCGACUUGCCGGGCUAUCUCAGCGAACGGGAGGCCGAUGGUGUCAAUGUUAUAUUUUGGUACCAUCGCCAAUUCAUUGACGCUGCGAGAGAGAGGUAUUUCAAGAACCUCAACUUUGUAAGUGCAAUGCAUUCCGAGAUGGCGGACUAUUUCCUGGGGACGUGGGGUGGGGGGCGCCCGAAGCCGUACGAGUAUUCCGAGUUACAAAGACAGAGGUUCUUCCUGGAUGAAACGAAAGGCGAGAGCGACAGGAAAGUUCCGGUGCAGCCGCUGGUGUUCUACAAUAAGGAAGGGCAGGUGACAAGAUAUAAUCUCAGAAAACUUAAUGAACUGCCUUUCCAUCUCAUCAGGUCUCACAGAUAUGAUGAUCUGUACGAAACUGUUCUGUUCAACUACAACUGGCUCCACGCCAAAAUGAGCUCCAUGCCACUUCAGAGCGUUCUGUCAGACUUCGAGGACCUUCUGGAGCAUGUGUACGACAAAGACGUCAAACUCAUCGCCGACGCCAUACGACUGUCUAGCUCCAUCUUGAACCAUUACCCAAGCAUGUUGGGCCCCCAGAUUACAGGGAGACUCCUCCCUUACUACGCUCAUAACCCCAAGAUCCGAAGUCUGAUUGAACAGUGUGACACUGAUGGACUCCCAAACUGCGCGUUAGUCCCUGCGUUUCACUGUCUCCAGACGCCAAGUGGCCCUUUACAAUACUUACUGGAAGGACACGCCUUUGCACCUUAUGGAAUAGCCGUCACAUCAGAUGCAAAAUAUCUUGUCACUGCUUCCAACAAAAUUAUCAUCUGGGAUCUUUCCACUGGAGUCGUGUUCCGGAACAUCGCUGUGGGGAUUUCUGGGAUCAUGUCCUCAAUAUCUAUAUCCCCCAAUGACAAGUAUGCUGUCAGCCACACGAAUAACAACCAAGUUGUUGUAUGUUCCAUCAAAACUGGCGACUUCUUCGUCAUCACACCAGUCACUAGUGACAACACACAAACUGUUGAUGGCACUACCGUGUCAAAUACUCACAUUGCAAUCUGGAUUCAGAGACACUGGCAUCUCUACACCAUUGAAGGAAAGCUUGUUGGACGGUUUGAGUCGGAGUUGAAGAUGAGGCUUCUUAAGGUAAUAUUUGCCAAUGAUGACAAGAACUAUUUGAUCCUGAAAAGUGGGUCAGAAGACGAUCAUGACAUGGCUCUGGAGGUUCAGGAUAGGUCAAUUGAUCCAUUUGAGUUUCAUAGUGCAAUAGCCAUAACUGCGGACAAGCAGAUCCUUUACGCUUGCAUUGAGAUAAGCGACAAUGCUGUUGCUGUUUACAAACGUGAGGAAAGUGUGUGGAAGUAUGACAGGACUCUUGGAGAAAACACAGACCAGGUGUUUGCCCUAACCCUCACAGAAGAAGAAAACUACCUGAUAGCAACAUCGGCUCUGGGAUACAAGCUAUGGGAUCUUAAAACCGACAAGGUCCGGGAACUCAAACUGCCUGCAGGAACAAGAAACAUUCCGGCCAAGAACCAGCUUACAAGCAUGGUCGUGUUCACCAAAGGGAACCAGUUUGUCGUUGCUGGAGUACGGAAGAACCUUUAUGUAUGGGAUGUGAAACAGGGUAACAUGGUGAAAACCCUAGAGGCUCAUUUUGGUCGAAUCAUUGCCUUGACGGCUGUUCAUGUUGGGUGCAAUGUUGUCAUCUCAUCUUCAAUGGAUAAAACGAUAAAGGUAUGGAACUUCGACAAGAUCCUUGAAGAGGUUCAUAACAUCGACCGGCUUGAAAGACCCGUUGAAACAAUACAUCUAUGUCCCAAGGUUGGAAUCUGUGUGACGACCACACGAAAUGUGGUAGCAGUGUGGAGCACUGAGACUGGUCGGCUGGUAAAGACAUUUGCCAGCAAUUCAAGAAGUCCUAUAGUAACUCAUGCAGUGUGUACUGAAGAUGGCGCCUACAUAAUUUCUGCAGAAUCAGGAAGCCUCGUGUUCUGGGAUGUUGAAAAGGAAAAGACUUUUAAGACGGUUCAGUUGGGCGACGUUCAGAUGGUACAGCUGAACGAGGAAGAUACGAGAGUCAUUGCAGUUGCCAAAUCCGCAGGUGGAAAAGGAGUUUGCUCUUGCUUCUCACUUCCAGAGGCGGAGGAGGUGUACAAGUUCGAGUACAAUGUCAAGAAAUACAGACAGCCCGUCCUGACUAAAGAUGGGCUGUUUCUAGCCGUUCCAGCCAGUGAUAAGAGUGGGGAUGUGGUCGGUGCAUACCAUGCUAAAACCGGAACACAUCUGUACAAUUUGCAGUUGAAGUAUAACAAUUACAUUGAAUACUCCCACCUAGUGGCAAUGCCCCAUGAUCAGAACCAGAUAGCAGUGAUUGACCCUGACAAGGGGAACAUCCUGGACUUAAAGAAGAAGACUCUGGUUCGAUCUGUGAACAGAUGGAACGGAUGUGCUACUCAGAACGGCAAGAUUGGCCUGUAUGCUCCUCCCCGAGGUGGUUUACAGCUCAUUGAAGUGCGGACAGGAAAGACCGUGAAAACCAUGAUCCCAAAAGUAGCAGAGGGAGUGUUUUCAAUCAAAGUCAUGUUCACAAAGAAUGAUAAACACAUCAUCUACUACCAUUCAGGACGGAGAACAAUCAGAGUGUUCAGAGUGUCGGAUUGCAAGAUGGUGGCUAAUUUCAAGGCGUCUGCUGACGUUAAGUGUAUGGUAGGGGAUGACACCGGUUCCAGGCUUGUUAUCAGUGCCGUGGAUGGGAGUCUGACUGUCCUGACACUGGCAGACCCCGGGGAGGAGAGCAGUCAGGAAUUAAUCAAAUCACUGCCCAGUCGUCAGUUACACAAAGCAGCUAACGGCAGAGGAGCUGCUAACGGGGAUGUGUUCCAGGCCAAGACAACCAUAGGGACUGCCCUGCAGGUAGCAAGGUUUGUGGCAAAAGCAAGGGGAGCUCAAAAGUCACGAGCCUGUGUCAUUUCUUAGGGAAGUGGAGAAAUCUCUAGGAUAAUGGCCCAGUAGAUCAUUGUUUUUCUUCCACCUGACGUUCCACACACACAUUCCUAUGCCUCCGUCCAUACCUUUUACAUUAUUUUCACUUCUUUGGUUUCAUUGGUCCUAUUUGAUCUAGUCAUUUUGGUUCAGGACCAUCAUCUUAAAGGUGCCCCACCCUUCGAGGUUCUCUUUACUUUGACUACAAACCUUGUUGACUGUUGGGCAAGGCGCACAUACUAGAAACAGAAUAAAACUACACGUUGAUGUUGAAGAAGGCACACCUGUGAAAUGUUGUUGGCGUAUAGGUGACAAGGUACGCUCUUUAUCACACGGCACAAGACAAUUUAAAGGCCACUAGCGUAUAAAGAUACGUCCACAGUAACAUUGAGAAGAGUAGAUGCAACAUCAUUCAUAUAUUAUCAACUGUGUUUGUCUGCAGAAUGAAUCUUGUAGAUUUAAAUGGUAACAUUGCAACGCAAAAGUUCGGAUCCCUGCCAGAUAGUGAUCUUGAAAUCACCAGGUAGUAAAGGGAGACAACUGUAUUAGAAACUUCAUUUCCUCUUCAUACUCCAAGGAUACGUAUGUGAUCUUCUGAUAGAUAUGUGUGUAGAAUUUGCUACAGUCCAGGACUAGAGUUUAUUUACCAACGUGGAUAAGAUGAUAUUCUUAAUAUUCUCCGAAUUGAGCACCAGAUUGGAUUGUGCAGGAUGCUUUUACGGCAUGUUUGAGCAUCCUCAAAUAUAAAAUGUAGAAUAUUACCUUUAGAUCUAUUCAAAUGUAUUAGCAUUUUCACGGACUUGUUUCAUUCUCUGUCUGACCUACAAGGAGAUAGUCAAGUUGUCAUGAGGUUUGCCAAACACAUGCACUAAUUGACUGACAUCUCCCAUAUGGGCACAGUGAUGACGCGAGGUCUGCAGCGUGUUCUUGAGGUGAUGGUCACGCAGCCACCACUACUCCAUCACGGCAGAUGUUUAGCCUGUGAAUCUGUUUCACUCUCUUUCAAUGAGGGCGAGACACUGAACCACCCUGGUGCCAACCAGCAGUGUCACCGUACACUACUCACCCACUGAUAGGGAUACAUCGAAUAUUUCAUGCCAUUUACAUAUUCAUAUUAUAAGUAAUCAGUUUGAUGUCCCAGUCAGCGGUUGAGUAGCAUACUUACUGUCCCCAACCAGCAAAUUUCAUUUAGGUGUUAGAAACCAAGUUAUGUCACAACAAAGUGGUUAUUUAUUCUUUUGCUCUCCAUUGUCUUCUUUCUGUUUCCAAAUGAUGUGUCUCAAACAAAGUCUGACAUGGUGAUCACUAACAGAUAACGACUCGCAUGUGAUAAUGGGAGGAUGGAGGGGUGGGGGUUGGGUUUGUGGUGAUUUGUUCUGGGAUGUCUGUUAGAGAACGGAUAGCUUUUUGUCACUGCUUCAAACGCAUCCUCUGUAUCUCUAGGCCUCGCAUUUCGGUAACCCUACACUAACCCAAGGAUCAAUUCCAAUGGUUCUCACUAUCUCAGAUUACCUGCCAUUGAUUUUAAUAAGCCAAUUUGCUUUGCUGAGCUACUCAGUCUAACGGAUGACUUAUAAUCAGUGUUUGAAACAAAAACAAAAUGCCAGGCACCCAUCAGGACCCAGCUUCAGAAGCUGCAGGACCCAACUAAGCUCUUUAGGCCCGGCUUCAAAAUACUGCAGCUUACUGUGACAAAUAAAUCAACACAUACAUUUCAUGCAGGCAAUAAGGACCCAUGCAAAUUUGAAACUACGAGUCAAACACAAGAUCUACGGGUCCAACACAAGAUCUACAAGUCCAACACAAGAUCUACGGGUCCAACACAAGAUCUACGGGUCCAACACAAGAUCUACGGGUCCAACACAAGAUCUACGAGUCCAACACAAGAUCUACGGGCGUACGGGAAUACGGGCGCUUAUUUCGAAUACUACUCAGAAAACGAUUAUAAAACCAGCCUCAAUGUUGGGUUGACGAUAUCAACGACAUGGCGGCCAGUGCAAUUGAUUACGAAAGGGUUUGCGAGAAAUUCAACUUUGAAAAACUGACUGACGCAAAAGAAAGCCCUAAAAAAUCUUUCUGGUGGAAAGAAUGUCUUCUUUUCCAUUGAACUGGCUGUAGCUUUGAUCAAGGCAAUGCAAGUCAGUAAAAUGUUACUUCGGGAGAACCACGGGAAUGGACCAAGGGGUCAGUAUAGGUUAUGUCAUGUUUUGGGCAUAUCUUGAGGACAAAUUAUAUUUUCCUUUUUAAUGAUACAGUUCAAUAUCGUAUCAAUGAUACGCUAUAAGUUGAUCAGCCUUUAACUUUUGUCAAGAGAUACAUUCAACAUUUUCAGCUCAUUAAACGUUGUGUCAUGGGAAAGGAUAUACGAAGAACAAGUACUCAAAUUGUUGUGACCUUAGACUCAUUAUAACAGUCGUUGAUUGUAUUUUCAGCUUUGAUGCUACAGAAAGUAAUAUUCACAUGUCACAGGGCAAUAAAACCAAUGUAAAAGAACAAGUUAAAAUAC
Molecule: messenger RNA, 8006 nt
Organism: Haliotis rufescens (red abalone)
Lineage: Eukaryota; Metazoa; Mollusca; Gastropoda; Lepetellida; Haliotidae
Product: NACHT and WD repeat domain-containing protein 2-like
Exons: 9
Coding region: 455-5494 (1679 amino acids)
Molecular function (GO): protein binding
Source: RefSeq, a predicted model, not a curated record